Molecule: messenger RNA, 459 nt
Organism: Gongylonema pulchrum
Lineage: Eukaryota; Metazoa; Nematoda; Chromadorea; Rhabditida; Gongylonematidae
Source: the annotation of a GenBank genome assembly
UUGCAGGUGAGCAAAUUCAUCUUUGACUCAUAUCGCGUUUUGACCGCUUGGACAGGAGUAGAUGUUAUCGUUCGGAAUGCAGAUAUUCUACGGCGGCAAGGGCCGUUUGUAUUUGUUUGUAAUCAUCAGAGUUCCCUGGAUAUUGUUGUUCUCUCACACUUCUGGCCACCUCGUUGUACAGUAAUGAUGAAGCAGUCACUGAAAUAUAUACCAUUCUUCAAUUUUGCUUCAUUUUUGGCACAAAUACCAAUUAUUCCAAUUGUUAUUUCCUCUUACAAACCAUUCUACUCCAAAGAGUCACGGUGCUUUGCUGAUUCGGGUUAUGUUGUGGUUGAAGUUAUGGAGCCUAUACAGACUACUGGUGUAAGUUACCUUCGUAAUCCACCAGUGCAUUUCAGUGCUGUUGCUAUUGCUCUUAUAGUUUAUUCUUUUUCAUCCCUAAGUUUCACAACAUCUUAG